AUGGAGAACUUCCCGGAUAUCCAGAUCCGUGCCUUCGAGUCCUUGUACUUCUGCACGUUGGGCGCGUGCGCGCCGGAGCUGUGGUCGGACCUGGAGAUCCUGCCGCGCAUGGUGCGGGCCGCCGGGGCCGCGCAGAACGCCGCGGAGGCCGAGGCCGGCGAGGAGCUGCGGCGCCACGCGGACGCGCUCUGGGAGAUCGCGCUGCGGACGCUGCACCACUGCCUCCAAUACGAGGUCUUAGUGCAGCAGAUGCGGAUCCCUGACCUGGACCGAUACCUCAUGGAGCUGCUGGUGGACGGCCGGAAGCCCCCGGAGCUGUCGAAGGUGGCCGCUGAUCUGAUCGCCGGGCUGCUGCAGUCCUCCAUCUCUGUGAACCUUUGGACCCGGUGGCGUGGCCUCGGCGUGGGCGAGCGCCUCGUGGGCUGGUUCAAGGUGCAUCGCAAGAAGUUGGAGCCCGAGGACCCCCAGCGGGCGGUCCAGCCCUCCGACAGCCUGGAUGCCAUGCUCCACAUGGUGCUGUUCGCGGUGGAGGUGGACGUGUCCAUGGUGGUGGCGCUGGUGGCGGAGGACGUGCUCGGCUGCAUCGCGCAGCGGCUCCAGGAGCUCUCGGAGAGCUACGAGCGCUGGAACGCGCUGCAGGGGGGCCACCUGCUGACGGAGGACCUGGAGGCAGAGCGCGCCCACAUGGCCCCGCACGAGCUGCUUCCAGGAGAAUCGGCACAGGGGAAAAGAAGGAGAAAGAAUGGGAAAAGAAGGGGACACAUGCAUACUCUGCGCACGAUGAUCACCAACGUCAUGUAUACAUCUGCCUUCCUUCAGAUUCACCCCCGGUGGGAGUGA
Effrenium voratum is the source of this 840-nucleotide messenger RNA. Lineage: Eukaryota; Dinophyceae; Suessiales; Symbiodiniaceae. The record is from the annotation of a GenBank genome assembly.